AUGAAUUUGUUGGAAAAAGCAGAGAAAGCCUUGGAAUAUUUGAAGACCAACGAUGGAUCUACAAAGAGCCAUGAGUUGCAGACGGCGGCUGGUACGUUGGGUCGAUGUCUGGGAGCCUUAGGAAGUCGCCCCAAUUUUGCAAAGCACUAUGCAAACUUAUUACACACAGCUAUUCCUACAUUACUAUCUUUGGCUAGUAACGAUAAUGCGGAAGUACGACUGGUGGGCGAUGAGGCCCUCAACAGAGCAGUUGUAGGUGGACUUGCAUUCCAUUCACAUAAAACAAACACUAUAUUACAAAAUUACAUAGACAUUACCAGAAAUGCAAGAUGGAUCCGAUCAGCAUUAACUCGUAUAUGCCUCGGCGACUCCUGGCUGCGCCCUGGCACGGGCAAGAUACGGUCACAAGCUCAAACACUGAUCCCCAAGUUGAGUCUUAUUGUACGGCAGACAAGCGAGAUACAGCUCAUUGUGGAGGCGUUAGAGAACAAUUUACCUCGUAUUUUGACUGCAUUGGCUGAAUACACGACGGAUGAAGAAAUAUCUGAUUUAGCGAAGGCACUAUUAUCCCAUGUGGAAUCAACAGAGCCUGCUGUACGGCGAGGGGUGUCCUCAUGUGUGGCGCAUCUCUGCUCGCAUAAAGAACUUUUGCUUCCUAACAUAUUGGGGAAAGUGUUUGAGAAACUAUGGCCCAUAUCAUCAGAGAGUACAGUAAUAAUGGGUUGGUUUUGUGUCGUCAAAGCCAUCUUCCAGAUCAACGACAUAUCGAAAUUCAACGAAAAUGAACUCUUCACAGUGCAAGAUUAUUUAGAACUAUACCAACUGUGUGUACACUACAUAGAACAAUGUUCGGAACAUAACACACAAAACACCGUGAUGGAGUGUCUCACUGUGUUGCUGUCCCAUGCCACUGGCGACUUCAGGAAGGCAUUGCUGGAUAAACGUCCACAUUUUGUCUGUUUGGAUGACAGGCAGACCGACAAACGUCAUAAGAGGAAUAUCAGUUCAGCAAGCGUGGUGUCAACACGUUACGUGCCCAGUCCGUCAUCAGAGCAUCUCAAUACUCUGGAGCUCUCGUUCACUGGGGAACUACAGCUUGGUAGCGCUUUACAGCUUAACACGCCGAGCUUGAGCGUCGAAGACUUGAGUAUACAGACACCAGAAUCUCCAACAAGUGAACCCGAUGUACAGAUGCAAAAUACAGAGGAGCUGUCCAAAGAAAUAUCAGAAAAACUCCAAGAGUACGAGGAGAGCGAAGACAAGGAUUAUGAUCAAGUCGAUCAGCCCCAGGAACACGGGUUCAAGGUAAACAUUGGUUCUUCCACGGAUGAGGAUAUCCCACUGAAGUACUGCGCAAGGCUGCUCGCUUCAAAGUACUUAUUGACUGGCAACAAGGGAGAGCUUAUUCACGACAGAACAGUGAGGGUGUCUGUAAAGGCAUCAGCGCUCAGCUGUUUAUCAGAGAUCCUGCAUCUGUAUCCUCAGGUUGUUACUAUGUACUUGGACAAAGAUGCAGACAUGAAGAAUCAUCAACACAACAUAUCAGGUUCUUCAGAGGGCACAGAUAUGCACCAAGAACAUAUAAAUGAUUUCAUUUUAGAACGAAAUGUUUGCUAUCAGGACUCCUCAAGUGAUUCCAUGAGCCAAGACUUCCUAAACAGAAGUACGGAUAGCCAGCAAACAUCCAAUUCUCAGCAAAUAUACAAAAAAGAUAGUAAAUCUCUAGAAAAAUCCAUAGACAGUGAGCAAAAGAGCUCAACUAAGGAUGUGCCAAGCGCAAUUCUCGAUAGCAAAUAUGGCAAAAGCGAUAUGGGUAUGAGCAUAGAUAGCACCAACCCUAAUAUGACUAAUAGCAACUUUACAACUAAUUCUAACCUAACUGGUAGUACUUGGUACCCAAUGUCCAGUAGUGGUGAUGUCUUAUCAUCAAGUGUUGAUUUAGAUAUGAAGUUUGAUCAUUUCGGUGAAUCACCAACUAAUCUUGAUAACUUAGAUGCAUUGAAAGAUUUAGAAAAGAAAGAAGAUAGGCCGAAGAGGCCAUUGAGACGGACGUUUGCUAAAGUGGCCAAGGAGGAUGAUAAAGGGUUGAAAGUUGAGGAAAUUGUGGAGAAAGACUUCAUUUUUCAACACAUGUCUGAUGUUUUUGUGUUACUGGAGGGUCAUAAUGAUCCCCAAAUUAGGGGUUUAGUGCGGGUCUGUAUCGGGAAGUAUUUGAGUGCAGCGUUAGAACUAUCGCACGGUGAUUAUCAUAGAUGGAGGAAUUUCAUUGUGUUACCCAAGGAUGUAAGCAAUAAUAUCAGCACUGAGAAGUUGGUUGGAAUAGUAUUGAAGGGUCUUACAGACGAUAUUCAUUCGACAGUUAACCACACUCUUUCGGCUUUGACCAACAUGGCGGCCGCUCUGUGUGCAAGUAUACACUGGUCUCUGAUGAUCGACGCAUUGAACUCUCUGAUCACGGUCGAGAGUAACGGCUACUGGUUGUGCAGAGUUAACCUGUGCAAGUUGUAUGAGAAGCUGCCUUAUCAGAGAUUAUACAUAUUGUACUCAGGAUAUCACGUAAGGAGUAAGACUAUUAUGGACACGCUAAUGCGAUUGUUAGCCGAUCAGGACCAGAAAGUGAGGAAAGCAGCGGCGCAUAGUAUAGUUGAAAUAAUACCAAAAAUUUAUCCGCCAAAACGUUCCACUCCUAUCACAAUGGUCACAGAUAUGGCUAAGGAACACAGCCAGAAGUUUAUAUUUGACAAGAACAAACUGUCCUUGGAUCUAGUGCGUGAUAUGUACUUUUAUAGCGAUCUGCCGGACCAGCUGAGGUGUGGCGACGUGAUCACCAAUGAGGAUAGCCUCAGGAUUGUAAUAGCUGACUUGCUGGCGAGGACUCUGUCGUCAUCUUGUAAAUUUUAUACUCAAGGUCUUCUCGAAACUCUCCAAGCGAUAUGCAAGAGAUGGUCACCAUGGAAACACAUAGACGCGUACACCGAACAAGGUAUACUCAGCUACUGUUUGGACAGUCUCGAUUAUUGCAACGGAACUGUUGUGGUCAGGACUGUAUUGCUCGACUUGUGUGCUUUGGUGUACCCAGUGGAAAUCCACAAUUUAAUGAAACACAAGACGUCCAAUCGUGAUAUAUUUGAACGUGAUUCCUCAAACGCUAGACAGAGAUGGCAACACUUAGAGAGCGAGAAAGUCGGCAACCUCGCAGAGAAAUUCCUACAAGUGACAUUGAAGAUGCUUAACGUAUUGGUGCAUUUGAUAGAGGAAGUUAAUCCCAAUGUACAUUUGAAUAAGGGUGGAAUCGCCUUACCCGGGAGUCCAGUAAGGAGGAAGACUCAAGAUUCGACGCCGCGAAAGGCGAGUAACGCCUCAGAAGUCACGGACGAUAAAGGGUCAUUAAGAAAGAAGGUGCCAGUUCCAGCGACGAGUUUGAAAGCCAAUUUUGCGGGUCACUUUUAUACUGAGCCGUUUUAUAUGAGAUUUUACGAGACACUGCGCGCUACGUAUUCUAAUCAUAAGAUAAACUUAGAUCCACGGAACAGUAUGUUUCACGAUUUUCUAUCAACUGUGCUCAAUACGUUAGCAAUUCAAUUAGAACUGGCCACCGAGAAGGAAUUUGGACCAGUCACAGAAGAAAUAUUGUACUACCUCAAAGUACUAAUGCCUCUCAGACCUGACACUACAGUAUACUGUGUAACACAAUUAUUAAAAUGUCUAUUUGGUACCAACAUGAUAAGUCAAUACUCAGAUUUUAUGAGUAUAAACGAUAAAAAUGAGGCAAAAGACAAAAAUAGCUUCUUCCAUGAUGUAAUGUUGAUUAAUUCACUAAAUACAGAUAAAGGGUCUAGAAGGAGUAGUGGCAGUUCUAAUGCUAGUCAGAAAUUGGCUCUGGACAGCAAGAAUCCAAGAAUGAUGGAAGAACGGCAAUUGUUGAUAGCUAUGGAGAAUUUCUCUAAAAAUAAAAUGGAUAGAAAAUGGAGUACGAAUAAGAAGGAGUUGGAGAGGUAUAUAAGGUUGUUUGAACCUGUUGUUAUACAAGCUCUGAAGAGCUAUACAAUGCAAAACGACAUACCACUACAAUCCAAGGUACUCUGCUUACUGAACCAACUCCUCACUUUAAGAGUCAACUAUUGUAUGUUGGACAAUGAUCAGGUGUUCAUCGGGUUUCUGAUGAAGCAACUGGACUUAGUGGAACAACAUGAGAUACCGAACUGCUGCGACUUGGUGUACAAUAUACUUCUGUUUUUGGUACAAUUGUCAUCAUCGAAACAUCAUACCAAGCAAAUUAUAGAGAUUCCUAAGCUAAUUCAAUUGUGUGAUGGACUUAUGGCUUCUGGUGCCCAUUUGGAGUGCAUCGCCGGACUGGAACCCGUGGCCGUAAAGGUGUUCAGCAGUAUGGGAAGUACCAGCGUGUUGGGCAGAACACAACAGCAGGAGGCGCAAGCAACCAGAGAAGUUCUAUUCUACAUGUUGCAGAAGACUAUGCACCAGCAUAAGGUACUAGACUUAGUAUCGUGCGUGCUAUCUCUCUCACAAGAGCACCCAGAAAGUUAUUACCGCUGGUCAGAGCUAGCCACAGAUACUCUACUAAAUCUCUUAACACAGAGAACUAUAGAAAUAGACUCUGCCGAGGCUAUAUCGUCUCUAGAAAGGUUACUGGACUCGAUAUAUAAAGAUGUUCUGUUGGAACCUUCUAGAGUGGAAGUCCUGAUGAAAAUACUGUUCAAGGCACCACCAGAUCAGCUAACAACACCAACGAAGUCGAAACUCAGAUAUUUAUCAAUAAUUAUGGUAUUACUAAGAAAGGUGCUCAUACUAAUACCGGAAAGUGAGAUAUUACUGACCAUAAACUAUUUGAAAGCGAGCAGUCUAUCACCGCAAUCAAUAUUCUUCAACGUAAAACCAGAUGUCGAUCCCCUGAAUGUUCAGAAUGUUAAUGAGAACUGCGCGAACCUGUCGCCAGAUGUCGUUCUAGUCAGAUUGCUGUUCAAAACAUUGACGUACGUGAUAAUUGAGAUGGACGGAUGCUAUGAUGGCUGUGACGGUGCUAUAUCCGACCUUCAGAAGACUGGUAAUAAGGUCGAGAAUGACAGAUUGUUGUAUUCGGUGUGCGUCAAUAUUAUAGUACAAGUGAAACAUAUGCUGCAUUUGACUAAUGGCUGCCUCUUCCCAUUAACAGCAAAGACCGCUCAAACUAUACUGCAUAAUGAACAGAGCGGUCUCAAUACUGGUCUCUAUAGCCCUGAUGAGAAUAUCCCACUGGACCUGCUCAAUCUGAUCUGCCUGCGCUCAGCACACCGUAUACCCCUGCUCACUGUUCACUGGUCGCAUCUGUUGAUCAGGCUGAACUUCUUAACUCACAAGUUCUGGCAGAAACUAAUAGGUUUCGCCCGCAAUCUGCCUCUUAGAGCAGACAGCGCCGACAAGCAGCUACUACGGGUCGAUAUAUUACAGAUAGCUUGCGUGAUGGCCUACUGUGAAUAUUUUGUAGACAAUGGAUUAUCAGAAGUGGUGCACCUGACCUGGCUCCUAGUCAAUCGAGGUCAUAUCCUCAUCAGCCAGUACCAGGAGAGUGUGGUGCAUAGUCUAAUAACCAAGGUACAACAGACGGAUAGUGCAUCAGGGCUGUUCCUUCAAGCUGUAGCUGCAAGAUGCCAGAAUUUUUUGAAGGAUGAGUUUGCACUGAACGCAUAUAAAAUAUUGUCAUUGUGCCACGAAAGUCAGUCUGGCGCUUUGAUAUUCUUUAUAUGCCGGAUUAUUGGUAAACAGGAGCCAGCACUAGCUGUGAGAUUCGCUAAAUUGGCUAUAGACAGAUGUUGGAUGCUGAAAGAGAUGAAUGAGGAGAAAAUAAACGAACAGUUGUCUAAGGAGGACGUUCAGAUUGCGCUCGAGAUGCUGCAACGAGAUCAGGCGCAUGUACGCUACCCAUCACUAGUUAUGGAACUAAAUUCUCUUGCGUCGACAUUUUUCGCACUUUCUCCACUGGACUUGUCGCAAGAUCGUGCUAUUAACCCGCAGUACAUCUCCACGACAAGUGUCGAUGCCAACUGGCUAGCGAAUCUGGUGAAAAGCAGAUGCUGCCAAAAAGAUCCUACAACCCGCAAGCUGACCAAUCAAAACGAGCUCGCACUUCUUAUGUGGAAUCUGUCUGAAGAAGAACUGACAACUGUCACGUCGUGUCCCGAGUUUGACAGGAAAAUACUAAGUCCCUGCUUCAAGAUAUCCACAGAUAAUUAUAUUAGGGAGUUCCUAAACGUUGUCUCUGUUCAUGAGUCGAAGGAGAUAGAGAAAGAUCGCAUGAAGGAACACCGAGAGGCGAUGAAAAUAAAAGAGGAUGUGACGACCUCAAUCGAUAGCAACAAACUCAAUGUUGCGAACACGUUGCACGUAUUCAAGAAGAGCGAUAGCAAAGAGUCGAAAUCGCAGUUCUUCAUACCAAUUAGAGAUAACGAGAAUGCGAAAGAGAACUUUGGCCAUCUGGAGUUGACAGAAGAAGAGACAGAGUUGAUAUUACCAGAGCUGUCGGGAUUAUACCGAGCGGCUGUCGCGACUUUUGACAAGUGUUUGACAGAUGUCAUCAGGUUGUUCCCGAAACAAAACCGUCCGUUGAGCCAAUCGGAGAAUUUCAAUUUGAACGUAGAACAAUCUAUAGACAGGUACACGCGUAGAUGUCAUCAGGUGUUUCAAGACAAACUGUUCUAUCAGGAGUAUAUCACAUUGCACACGAUUCUGACUGGUUACCUCGACGCUCUGCGUCGAUUAAUCGGCACAAUCGACGAAAUCGAUUGUGAUUUACUGGACAAGUCUAUCGAUAACAUUCUACCGGGUAGUUUGGCGAAAAAUAUAGCGAUAUUCUCAGUAAUGUCUCUCCAGUAUUUGUCGUUUUUGAUAAAAAACAAGCAGAUUGUUGAGAGUCCGAUAAACAAUGACGUAUCGUUUCGAACUCCGGAUGUAACAGAAAAUAUUGUGAUAGACAAUGUAAUAUUGAUAACAGUGGAUAAUGUUGCGAAGGCGUUGAGCUUUCAAGAGGUAUGGACAGAAUUGAACAUGAGCAAUAUGAAUAAAACUCAGUCCACGAUAAGCUGUCUGUAUGCAGUUGUGAAAUAUUUAGUGAAGGAUUCGAAGCCCCUAGUGUUGAAUCAUUACAUUCAAACCCAAGACACCGGUCCAACCUCUGAUAUGAUUGUAAUCGGGAAUAAGUUGGUCACUCUCAUUGGUUAUUGGGAGCAGAAUUUCUAUACGAAACCAAGCAGCGUCAUGGGAAAGUGUUAUGUCAAACAUAUUGAGAGAUUACUUGUGAGUUUGUCUCGCCUCGAUAUAGUCAGCAACAUAGCCUUAAUUCCGCCAAUAGCCUGGUCAUCAGUAGAAGUUUCAUCGAAGAAGGAGUUACCUUUGAAGAUUGAUCUACCCCUCCAAGCAUUGCAGGAUAUGGAUAUAUUGGAAGCAUUUCUAUUCAGAGUAAACCUAAUUGGAUGGUCAUCCAAAAAGCAGUUCGAAGAAAUAUGGGUAGGUCUUCUUGGUGCAUUACAAGGCAACGGAACUCACUGGGCGAUACGGGGCAUUACUGAGUUGCUCAUCAGUACUAUACCCAAAGUACGCACUAAGGGGAUAUUACACGUACCCAGAUCGCGGGUACAUGUCAGUAAUGGGAUGCAAAUACUUCGCAAUAUAGUCGCCGGCACGUCUGCGUACAAGUUGUUCGAAUGCGUAAACUUAGAACGCAUACCGCUGCAGAGCGACGGUCUCGAAGGUUACCACUACCCGCAGUUCAACGCUGAAUACUUAAAGUUAGCUUCUGAUAUAGUCGAUGGGGGCUCAUACAAAGUUCGUCAAGAAAUGAAACGCAUAAAGAAGAACAGAGAAGUGGAUGUGAAUAGCUGUCUACAGAUCCUGAUGGAUGUCACCACACAGAUGUUGGACCCGAAGGCGGGGGCGGGCGCGGCGGCGCGCGUGGUGCUGGUGGCGGGCGUGCCGCACGCCGGCGCGGCGUUCUCUGAGGCGGGCCAGUGGUGCUGGGCGGGCGGGGUGCUGCUGUGGCUGGCGGCGGACCCCCACGCGGCGCUCACCCAGUACUCGGCGGCGGCGCGCGCGCUGCUGCUCGCGCUCUCCACCUGCCUCUGCGUGCUGGACGGCGUCGAGGGGCUCCAGGAAUUGUCAACGGUGCAUCAAAAACUGUUGAAAUCAUUAACAUCGAGUUACGCGCCGCUACGGCAGGCUGCACUCCAGGGUUGUCUCCUACAAUUGAGCAGUAAACCGGCGGUCGCGCCGCCUGGAGUACCGAAUCCAUUUCAAGAAUUGGUCACCAAACUGAACGUUGUUGUUGUGAGGCAUUACUUGCUUCCGAAUAACGAAAUUUCACUAUACGAACAAAGUCUGUACUGGACGGUGCUGUUCGCGCUGGUGGAACUCGGCCAUCCAGAUCUGAUCAACUUGGCUGUGGAUUUUGUGCUGAAACACCCCAGGCAUUACUGUGCGGACCUCGUUGUUAAGGGCAUAUGUACGACGAUUCGUCAACAAGUCCUACCUAAGGAUCUGAAGAAUACCAUAAUAGAGAAAUUGUUGGACAACAUGGAGAAUUACUGCGAACACCACGCGGUGCAAGUACUGAUGGUGCAUUUGUUCUCAGCUGACAAUAAACUACUGAGUCCUAAACUCACAUCGGACGUAUCAAACAUGGACCCAGACGUACUAAUGAGCUCUAUGGAACGCAUUACUCUCCUCUACAAGAGUCUACGUCAAGUCAAAAACAAGGAGAGCAAGACACUCAUCACGUCAGCCAUGAAGUACUUCCUGAGAGAGACUCUACCACCCGCGGCGACGUUGAGCAGAGUCGUAAUAGAGUUUCUGGAGAGUUGCAAAGAUGCUGAGAGGGUAAAGCUAGGUGUUAUAAGUGAUAGAGAGAGAUGGAUAGAGAGUGCUGUUUUGAAUGCGCAGAUCGUUUUUGAGGUGUUUGAAACAGCAGUAUCUCAAGACCAACUGCCGGUUCUAAGUGGUUGGAUCUUCGAAGCGUUAUGCCACUUACUGAACGAGAAAGUAUCCGCUACUCUACUCCCCUAUUGUGUUACAACAUUACUGGUUUCAGCCAGUUCGAACCAGUUCAUACGGAAAGUAUCACCGCUAUGUUAUAGCCUGCUCAGAUCUGGUUUCCACAAGGCGGUGGAUAAAGAAAUCGCUUGGGGUAUAUUCCGGAAUUUCCUGACGAACAGUGAGGACACCGUGUCGUUUACGGAUAGAAGGUUGAUGUGCGUGGUGUCCACACAUUCUGAUUUCACCGCACCUCAAUUGGAGAGAUUGAAGGAGUUAUGUGAUAAGAAUCAGUGCUUGGAAGAUGUUUUGCAUUGUCUAAACUUGUAGGUUUAGGACGCUUGGAAACGAUUGACUAGUCAGUAUUAUAACUGAUUACACUUAAAGACGUAGAAUAGUAGGAAUCGUGAUUGUUUUAUACCACAGUGGCAAUGUACAUGAACUGUGGUAAAAGUUAUUGUUUGUUCAUAAAUCAAAUACGAUGCAUCAAAUGUUUCGUUAGUAAUGUUUAGAUUAUCGACUUCAAAAUUGAACCCUACCGCAAAUUAAUAAAGUAAAAAAUGGAUUGACUUGUACAUAACACAUAGCGCCAUUUGCUUCCAAAAUAAAUAAUACUAUUUGUAAUUUUUGUAAAUAACAUAUUGCAGUUCUAUAUAAAAAUAUGUAUUCGAGAAUCCGAAUAUUUUAUUGUCCGGGAAUUGAACCCGUUUUUGU
This is a messenger RNA of Achroia grisella, 9729 nucleotides long. It is a transcript of the gene htt, whose product is annotated as huntingtin. Bases 1 to 9345 code for a protein of 3114 amino acids. Gene Ontology annotation, cellular component: cytoplasm; nucleus. The record is from RefSeq and is a predicted model, not a curated record. NCBI's taxonomy places the organism in Eukaryota, Metazoa, Arthropoda, Insecta, Lepidoptera, Pyralidae. The transcript is spliced from 43 exons.